AUGGGCAACACAACCAGUCAGGUGCUGGACAACAUUGUCCAGGGGUCGAACUUUGAUCGGGAGGAGGUCGACCGUCUGCGCAAGAGGUUUAUGAAGUUGGACAAGGACAGCUCGGGCACUAUCGACCGGGAGGAGUUCCUUAGCUUGCCUCAGAUCAGCUCUAACCCUCUUGCAACAAGAAUGAUUGCAAUCUUCGACGAGGACGGCGGCGGUGAUGUAGACUUCCAAGAGUUCGUCUCCGGUCUGAGUGCCUUCUCCAGCAAGGGGAACAAGGAACAGAAGCUGCGCUUCGCCUUCAAGGUCUACGACAUUGACCGUGAUGGUUACAUCUCCAACGGCGAGCUGUUCAUCGUGCUAAAGAUGAUGGUGGGCAACAACCUUAAGGAUCAGCAGCUCCAGCAGAUCGUCGACAAGACCAUCAUGGAGGCGGAUCAGGAUGGCGACGGCAAGAUCAGCUUCGAGGAGUUCUGCCGCAUGGUCGAAUCGACGGAUCUGGUGGCAAGCAUGACGCUAGAAAACAUCUGA
This is a messenger RNA of Thermochaetoides thermophila DSM 1495, 525 nucleotides long. RefSeq names its product putative calcineurin protein. The transcript is spliced from 6 exons. The record is from RefSeq and is a predicted model, not a curated record. The coding region runs from base 1 to 525 and encodes 174 amino acids. Gene Ontology annotation, molecular function: calcium ion binding; calcium-dependent protein serine/threonine phosphatase regulator activity. Lineage: Eukaryota; Fungi; Ascomycota; Sordariomycetes; Sordariales; Chaetomiaceae.